ACCGAUACGCACCGUCCUCUGUUGUCAUCCUACAAAAAAAAAAAAAAAAAAGAAAGAAAAACAUGUCAUCCAAAUUAUUGGCUUAUGUCUUACUCCUGUCAGUUCUUCAUACUUGCUCUCUAACAAUCGAAUACGAAGAGGACUACGAGGAUGUCACUGUAAACCAAAUGCUGGCUCCCAAAUCACAGGAAACCGACGCCACGGAAAUACUCAACAAUUUGCUCAAAGAAUAUGAUAAGAAACUGCGGCCGGAUAUCGGAGUUAAACCAACUGUCAUAGAUGUCGACAUAUUUGUGAACAGCAUCGGACCAGUAUCAUCAAUAAAUAUGGAAUACCAAAUCGACAUCAUCUUUGCUCAGACAUGGACAGACAGCCGUCUUAGAUACAACAGCACAAUGAAAAUAUUGACUUUGAACAGCAAUAUGGUGGGACUUAUUUGGCUCCCAGAUACCAUCUUCAGAAACUCCAAGAAUGCAGAUUCCCACUGGAUUACAAUGCCGAACCAGCUCCUCAGAAUAUGGAAUGAUGGGAAGAUACUUUACACCUUGAGACUGACUAUAAAUGCAGAAUGCCAGCUACAGCUGCACAACUUUCCAAUGGACGAGCACUCCUGCCCACUCAUCUUCUCCAGCUAUGGAUACCCACGAGAUGAGAUGAUUUACAAGUGGAGGAAGAACUCUGUGGAGGCGGCUGACCAGAAGUCCUGGCGCCUCUACCAGUUUGAUUUUAUGGGCCUGAGAAAUACUACAGACAUAAUAAAGACUACAGCAGGUGAUUAUGUGGUGAUGACGGUGUACUUUGACCUGAGUAGAAGAAUGGGCUACUUCACCAUUCAGACUUACAUCCCCUGCAUCCUCACCGUGGUCCUCUCCUGGGUGUCCUUCUGGAUCAAAAAAGACGCCACUCCAGCCAGAACCGCUUUAGGCAUAACCACAGUGCUGACUAUGACCACUCUCAGUACUGUGGCCAGGACCUCACUUCCCAGAGUGUCGUACGUCACUGCCAUGGACCUUUUUGUCACCGUCUGCUUCCUGUUUGUCUUUGCUGCUCUGAUGGAGUAUGCAACAUUAAAUUACUACUCAUACAGUGCUCGAAGACCCAGUUGCAUCGAAAAUAAACGACCAAACUACUCGGUCCUUGAUGUGAGACCUCCACACACUGUCAUCGCUCUAAACAACUCCAUGUACUGGCAGGACUUUGAGGACGCUUGUGUCUACGAGUGUCUGGACGGAAAAGACUGCCAGAGCUUCUUCUGCUGCUACGAGGAGUGUAAAGGAGGUGCAUGGAGAAAAGGACGUGUCCACAUAGAUUUACUUGAACUGGAUGCGUACUCCCGCGUCUUUUUUCCCACCUCCUUCUUGCUGUUCAACAUCGUCUACUGGGUCGGCUAUCUCUACCUUUAGCAACUAUAGGUGCCUGUCACAAAACAAGGACAGAACAGUUUAACAGAAGAAGUUCAAGAUUAAUUAAAGGUAACACCAAAUAAACUCUUUCCUGUGGUACCUGAAGCAAUUAUCUGGACAUAUUAACAGAGGCCAGCGUGUGUCUGCAGGCCUGUGCCUGGCAGACAUUACAGCCUGUGAUUUCAGGCAUGAGAAUAAAACACUUUCCUUAUUCCCUUCAUAUGCUGUACACAGAGGGAGGACAGAUUGGACUGUGUGCUGAUGACAAUAUGAAGACAAAGAAGGAAAUGGGUUUUGCUACCCUAAACUUCUCAGUCAGGAAGAUUACUUAUAUUGUAGGGAAUGUACAGGCGCGUUAUUAUCCAGCCAUCAGUCAAACCCAGUUGAUGAAAAUCCAAGGACAUUCAAACCAUUCAUAGUGCCUUCCUCUGGAGGGGUAGAUACAAUCUGCUACAAUAAUCAGGGAAUAAUGAUUUAUAUGAAAAAAAAAUGAAUGAAGAGUCUGGCUUUGACUGAUUAUGGCUGUUCUCAUUCAGAGCUUUGAGUUACAUUUAUAAAACAGCUGUUUGUGGUAACAACCACAAAAAGAAUCAUUAGGUUCUUAUCUCUUCAUAAUGACUCUCAGCCAUUAAUGACUUAUUCCUUCUGCUUGCAGCACUAUUAGUACUCUACUGUAUACGGUAUAAUAAAUAAAUGGAUUCCCAGGGAAGAGUAUAUAUCUAUAAUUUUACAGCAGAAAGAAUCAUUUGUACUUAAUUGGCAACAUUUUACACAUUUUA
This is a messenger RNA of Thunnus maccoyii (southern bluefin tuna), 2182 nucleotides long. Its product is annotated as gamma-aminobutyric acid receptor subunit gamma-3. Gene Ontology annotation, molecular function: inhibitory extracellular ligand-gated monoatomic ion channel activity; GABA-gated chloride ion channel activity; transmitter-gated monoatomic ion channel activity involved in regulation of postsynaptic membrane potential. Gene Ontology annotation, cellular component: dendrite membrane; synapse; GABA-A receptor complex. The transcript is spliced from 9 exons. NCBI's taxonomy places the organism in Eukaryota, Metazoa, Chordata, Actinopteri, Scombriformes, Scombridae. Bases 63 to 1403 code for a protein of 446 amino acids. Gene Ontology annotation, biological process: monoatomic ion transmembrane transport; gamma-aminobutyric acid signaling pathway; regulation of postsynaptic membrane potential. The record is from RefSeq and is a predicted model, not a curated record.